Cuscuta campestris is the source of this 1429-nucleotide messenger RNA. The record is from the annotation of a GenBank genome assembly. Lineage: Eukaryota; Viridiplantae; Streptophyta; Magnoliopsida; Solanales; Convolvulaceae.
ACAUAAAGUCCUUGUUGUUCAGUGCAUAAUGUCCUCGCAGCCCAGUGCAUAAUGUCCUCGCUGUCCAGUGCACGAUUGCGGGUAUGGACGGAUUCGGUUUUGACGCUCACACCGGAAACGAGAGUAGUUCUGAGACUCCGGUUGUGAACGUUUCGGCUGGAUUGGGUGGCCUCGUUGGGCAGACCACUCCGAUCAAUAUUCCUUUCGGAUCGAGUGCGGCCAUGGGGUCCACUCCAAUCACCACCUUCGUUGGAUCGAGCGUGACUAUGGGGUCCGCUCAGGUCACCUCGGUUAUUGGACCAACCGCGGCUACGGCCGCAAUGGUCACCCCACUCGGACCGAAUAUGGCUUCGGCGAUACCGGUCAUUCCCUCACUUGGACCGAACACGGGUGUCUUCACAUCCGCACCGGUUGGACAUCCUAUUGUCAUGCUGCCUACGAACUCUGUCAAAGAACCGGAAAAGUUCACAGGAUGGCUCAGCAGACCCGUGCAGCAGUCCUGUGCAGAGACUGAAUCUAAACAUCACCACCUCUUCGUCGUUGCCAUAAGUUUCCGUCGCGUUGCAACCAGGACGCCGUCGAUCAGCUUAAGGUUGCUGUCUCCAGGUCUCCCUCCGCACUCCCCGCCGCACACGUUUUCCGUCGCGCGCCGCCGUCGCCGAACCUUCUCCAUCCGGUACCCAUAGCCAUUCAUUAUCUUUGCUACUAUUAUUUUUUUAGUAGAGGGGAGAAAAGGUUUAAAACAUGAAUUUAUUGAAGGGGUAAAAGAAUUUGUUAGCAAUGCCAAGAAGCUUCCAUAUUUUUUAUCUGAAGGAGGGAUUCGGUGUCCUUGUGUGAAAUGUGAAUGCAUGAAUAUUUUGGGUGAAUCAGACGUGAGAGCUCAUUUAUAUAGAUAUGGAUUUCAAGCAAAUUAUUGGAUAUGGACGGAACACGGUGAAACUAAGCCACCAUUGGAUUCCAGAGAUGAGUCGUUUGCUUUUGAUUUCGAUGUUGGGAAUGAAUUUGAGAUGAUGGAUCAUAUGGUUUGUGAUGCACUUAGACAAGUAGUUGAUGAUACCAACAAAUUGCAAGCUGAAGAAAUGCCUAAUCCAUCAUGUCAAAAGUUUUAUGACAUUCUAAGGCAUGCUAACCAAUCAAUAUAUGAGGGUUGUUCUGAAUCACCAUUAUCUCUUUCAGUUAGAUUGAUGGCAGCAAGGUCUAAUUGGCACGUUCCACAAAAGUGUGUGGAUUACUUUGCCCAAAUGCUCACCGAUGUGUCACCUUCAAAAAAGAACAUACCCAAAAAUUGUUAUGAAGCAACAAGGCUCGCUUCCAAAUUGGGGUUAAAGGUUGAGAAAAUUGAUUGUUGUGAGGAUGGUUGCAUGUUAUUCUACAAAGACGAUAGCGACUUGGAUGCUUGUAAAUUUUGUAACAAACCGAGAUUUAAAUU